Messenger RNA from Zychaea mexicana, 1146 nucleotides. RefSeq lists its product as uncharacterized. The coding region runs from base 178 to 828 and encodes 216 amino acids. The record is from RefSeq and is a predicted model, not a curated record. The transcript has a single exon. Lineage: Eukaryota; Fungi; Mucoromycota; Mucoromycetes; Mucorales; Lichtheimiaceae.
UCGCUUCUCUUCUUUUUUCUUUUUUAACUCCCUUCACCCACCUUCUUGCUCUUCUUCGCUUCUUUUCCUCUUCUUCCUCUACUUCCUCUCGUCCGUUUGGCCUCUACUGCUACCAUCACUAUUGCCACCACUAUCACCAUCCCACCCCCCUCCUCCUUCCUUUUGUCAACUUUCCAAAUGUCCUCAGCACUCGCCCUGCCGCCGUCCAGCACAACAGCAGCGCAGGCGCUCUACGAACAACAGUCGCCUCAGUUUUGCAUCGACACAACCAUCACACCGCUCCACCAACAGGACAACUUUUUUCUUCCACCCACGCCACCACCCACGUCAAACAACUCGUCGCAUCGACGUCCUCGUCCCUCACACAGCAGACACCAUCGCCACACCGAUCGACGGCGCGACUGCUUUGAGCUGCUCCAGGUCAUCAUCCAAGAGAACGAGCGGCGGGAGCGAGAAGAGUUUGAGCAGAUGGAACGAGACGCCCCAAAAGUCACCGUUGCACGACGGUCAUCCACGAGCCAAGAACUGCCCAGCAUUCUCAUUCACAAAGCACAGUCAAUACCACCAUCACCGCCAGCUACUACCACUACUACUACCACUACCACUACCACUACUACUGUUGCUACUACUGAGGCUCAAGCACAAGCAGCAGCAGAGGUCAACACACCGCCACCAUCCCCAAAACGUCCGUCUGUGCGAUUUGCUGCUGAUGCCCCUCCCGCCAAAGCCGCUCCACAGCCGCAACCAACCACUUCUCGAACGUCUUCCAUGACAAACAAGCUUCGGAGCCUCUUGCACCUGUCUUCGAAAAAGGUCUCGAACCUUUGACGAUCGGCCCGCCCCUCCAAUCCGUAUUUCCUGUUAAAGCAGAUCCCCACAUAUUCCACAGUUUCAUUUGUUAGCACACUUGUUUCUUUAAAAAACACACCUCCACUCCACUCCACUCAUACAUCUUUUCCACACUGCAUCUCCUUUCUUCUCAUGUACAGAUAUCAACACCUAUUUUGUUUUGCAAACACCCACCCCCUUGUAUAUUUUGUUUCUCUCAUUCUGUUGUUGUCGUUUUUUUUUUCUCUCUUUCUUUUUGGCAUGUCACAAGUAACCAUAGUAGUAAUAAUAUCAUAAACCCGUAUUACACACAAAGAC